UUGUACUUGUUGUAGAAUCCACACCACCUUACAAUAAAUUCACCUUUAACAACAACUUAUUGAAAUAAAUACCACAAAUUAAACGGUAGUUCUAUUCUAAUUAUGAACAAAAAAGCGAUUAAAAUUGAUUUAUCAACGUUCUUUGAUGAUGAAAGAAAAAUGACCUGUGUUUUGGUCGAUCCGAACUGGAAAAGUGUCGCAUGCUUACAGAAAAGAGUAGAGUUUUUAUUUGAUGUAGACUCUGUUAGAUUCCUCAGCGAUGGGUACUUUUUGCCACCGCAAGAGUCAAUUGAAAUUAUCAAAUUCUGUAACGAUCUUAAAGCAUUUGUGCCAAAAGAAUCCCUGGAAAAGAGAAAAAAGAAAAAGUCCAAAAAAUGUAAGAACAUUGAAAAGUCAUCUGAGGAAUCCGGCGAUGAAGAAACCUCACUUAAAGCUCAGCAACAAAUAGAGGAUUCACAAAUUAAACGCAAGUACAAUUCUUUGGCAAACACCAAUCCUUCUUGCACAUUGACCAACAAAGCUAAGCGUUCGAAAAAUUACAAUACGUUCUCUGAAAUCACAAGUACAAGUGAACCACCAAUUGUAUCACCCCUGCAAGUUCUCGACGAGGAGGUCAAAACUAAAAAAUCGAAAACCAAAAAAUCUAAAGUAUCAAUUGUUCCAUCGAUGCAUGAAGAAUCUAUGGUAGAAAUUGAAACUUGUGAAUCAAAAUCUGAAGUUACAGUCACCGAACAGUCAGCAGAUGUAAAGGAAACUUCUACGGAUCAUAAGAAUGCUGAUAAAAAACGUCUUACUUCCACGCCAAAGGACAAGAAAACUUUUGAGUUUGAAGAAAAUGGAGUGGAAAAAACAUUUAGCGAUGGAACAAAGGCAACUACAGCACGUCAUUCCAGUAUACCUUCAUCAACAUUUUUAAACGAAAGUAAAUUGCUAGAAGAGCGCAACAAUGUAAACACUCUUACCAGUACGCCUAAUCCGAACAAUCCCUUCAAGACCCCAAAAUCUACUAAGGCACGCAUAUAUUUCCGUUGUCCUCUAAGUGAGCUGACAAAUGACAUAAAAACACAAAAACCAAGAAUAUUUAAUCUGAAAUCAAAAAACAUUGAAAAUUAUGCAACUAAGAAACCCGUAUUGGAAAUACAAGAACAAAUUAUAUUGCCUCCUAUUAUACUAAAAACCGAUCCACAAUCUCCCUCCGAAGAGAAAACUGAAGUAAAUGAAAUCGAAAUACAGCAAAAAACAAUUGAAACAACUGAAAUUACCGAGGAGACAGAUUCUCUGAAUGAAAAAAGUUCUUUAAAUAAUACAAGCAAUGUCACGGGCAGUACAACAAUCGCUCAAAAUGUAGCUGAGUCUAGCAAUGAAACGACAAAUGUUAUAAAGUCGCAGACUGAAUCCCAAAUGCAGGAAACGUCCAUAAUGUCAGUGGACUGUGUUGAUUUGAGUAUAGAUAUAGAAGAUGAGGAUAAUGAGGUGCAAAAAAAGAAUGUCCAGGAAAAACUAGAUUUAACUGUAGAUGGUGAUGUUAAUGAUUCAUCAUCAGAUAUCGAGGAAAUAUCGGAUAUAAUUGAUUUAAAUGAAACCGAUGACAAUUGCAAUACUACAGUUAAUACGUCUACAGCGCAUUCCAAUUCUAUAAAUGAUAUACAAAUCCAUAAAAUUUUACCAUUCUCUACUGAAUUGAAAGACAUGCCCACAAUUGGUGAUAUAGUAAUUUUCAAGAUACCGUUUUUUAACGAGAAGAAACAGCUUGUUUAUACAAAUCACAUGGCUGGAAAGGUUGAAUAUAUCAAUAGACGAACAAAAUCUAUUAAGUUCUUAGUUAUUGAUGGCGAUACUGAGCUGCGUCACAUGCCUAGUCAAUUUAUUUGUAAUUUGGAUGAUUCUCGAGAUAACACUAAAUAUGUUCAGCUUAAAUUAAAUGAAAUGCACAAACCUAAAUUAUUUUCAAGAGCUUAAAGCUAAAGUAACAUUUUUACAUCUAUUUUUAAAUAUUCUUAAUAAAAUACAAAAAAUCACAA
Molecule: messenger RNA, 2021 nt
Organism: Calliphora vicina (urban bluebottle blowfly)
Lineage: Eukaryota; Metazoa; Arthropoda; Insecta; Diptera; Calliphoridae
Gene: coil
Product: coilin
Exons: 5
Coding region: 103-1959 (618 amino acids)
Source: RefSeq, a predicted model, not a curated record